Messenger RNA from Sander lucioperca (pikeperch), 2575 nucleotides. RefSeq names its product forkhead box protein J3-like. Gene Ontology annotation, cellular component: nucleus. The record is from RefSeq and is a predicted model, not a curated record. The coding region runs from base 583 to 2469 and encodes 628 amino acids. The transcript is spliced from 13 exons. Gene Ontology annotation, biological process: regulation of transcription by RNA polymerase II. Gene Ontology annotation, molecular function: DNA-binding transcription factor activity, RNA polymerase II-specific; RNA polymerase II cis-regulatory region sequence-specific DNA binding. Lineage: Eukaryota; Metazoa; Chordata; Actinopteri; Perciformes; Percidae.
GAAGUAGUUCCGGUGGUUUAGCAGCAGAACGGAGCACAGAGAGCCGGGAUCUUCAUAUUGUUGAGCGCAAAUGCGAAUUCGAGUCCGUCCGUCAUGACUUUCGAAUGACCACAGCAGCGGUCAGUUUGACGCCUGCAGAGCACCGUGCAUGCAGCCUAGUGACAGCGCCGAGGCUUUUGUCUUCGAGUGGAAUUUCCAAGUGCAGAAUAGGCGUCUGGAGCUUCUGAACCAGAGUAACGUUACAAAAAAAUUGAACCGGUUCAUAUUCACCUACGACGCAGCGGCCAUCGCGGUGGCUAAAUGAAGAACUUGUGAACAUGCACGAGGGAAGGACUCUACCUCUCACUUUGGUUACUUCCCCAGAUGCUUUGGCCCAAAGAAAGAUGGAAAGGAAUGGGAAGAUGUGCUUUCUGCUCCAGCAAAAGGAGAUGAAUAGGCGUAGUAAACAAACCUCCUGCUCUUCCAGACUUGAGCCAAGGCUGCUGCACAGCACCCAUUCAGUGAGCCAACAGGAGAUCCUCCAUACGCCACGUCGCUGAGCCUCUCACCCUUUCCUUUUGACCCCCUCGGCCUACAAGCACCAUGACCUCUGAGCUGGAGAGUAGCCUGACCUCAAUGGACUGGCUCCCCCAGCUCAGCAUGAGGGCAGCCAUCCAGAAGGCAGAUGCGGGACACCACCACGGCCACCACCAUGGACACCACCACCACAGUCACCAUCACGGGCACGGGCCUGCCAAGAAAAUUGCCCAUCUGGACGCAGGAACAACGCUGGACCAGGAGGAAGCUGCACAGCACAGAGACGGUAAACCUCCCUACAGCUACGCCAGCCUGAUCACCUUUGCAAUCAAUGGCUCGCCACGCAAACGGAUGACCCUCAGUGAGAUCUACCAGUGGAUCUGUGACAACUUCCCCUACUACCGAGAGGCGGGCAGCGGCUGGAAGAAUUCUAUACGACACAACCUGUCCUUGAACAAGUGUUUUCUCAAAGUGCCUCGCUCCAAAGACGACCCUGGAAAAGGUUCGUACUGGGCCAUAGACACCAAUCCUAAAGAAGACACAGUACCCAGCAGACCAAAGAAGAGACCACGCUCUGGAGAAAGGGCAUCAACUCCUUACAGCCUGGAGUCAGAGUCUCUGAGAAUGGACUGCAUUAUGUCAGGAGGGGUGUCCCCCACUCUGGCCAUCAAUGCUGUAACCAACAAGGUAGCACUGUAUAACCCCGAGGCAGAAGGCAGUGAGAGUCCUGGGAGUCUGGGCAGCCUGAGCAACAGUCUUUCAGAGCAGAGUUUGGCAUCCGUCAACCUUAACAACCUGAACACCGCCGUCAGCAGCGGCAGCAACGUACACAGCUACACACCAGGGAGUAGCCACUCAGAGCCUUCGUCCCAGUCCCUGAGCCUCCAGCAGCCCGCCCAGCCGCCGCCACCUCCCCCGCCACAGCCCCAGUACGGUUUGCCUGUCCCGGAGUCGCGGGACAAGCAGCUCUGUUUCUCGAACUUUGAGGACCUUAGCGCUUCUUUCCGCAGUCUUUACAAAUGCGUCUUUGAGCAGUCCUUCUCACAGCAAGGUUUGAUGGGUAUGCCCGGCGAUUCCAGCCAGCAGACCCGGACCGCCUGCUCCUACCAGCACUCUCCUGGUGCGGGAAAUGGCGGCGGCCACCACCAUCAACACAACCACGGCCAGGCAUCGCACCACCCUCAUCACCCUCAGCAGCAUCUCUCCCCUCACUCCACCCACAGUCAGCACCAGGCACGCGGUCAGCAUGGACAGCACCAACAGCACCCGGCUCAUUCCCAGCAGCACCCAUCUCUCUCCCACCAGAAUCACACUGGACAGACCUGCCCCACAACAGACUGGUACCCCAACCUGGACUGGCUGAAGGAGAGCUGCCGCAUUGCUACUAGCUACAACUGGGCUGACGUAGACCUCUCCCCAUUUCAAGGUCUGAAGGAGAGCAUGCAGCAGGCUGAGCUCAACAACUGGUCGCUGGACGCCGCCCAGAUGGCCGACCUGUGUUCCUCCAUUAACCAGUUCUUUACCGCCACGGGGGUCAUCCCCCCGCAGGGCGCCGCCCACCCACAACCUCAGGUCCAACACCCGACGCCACCAGGAGCACCGCAGCACCCGGCUCAGCCACACGGAGCGAUGCACCCAAAGGCUAGCCAGCAAAAUCAGCACGGGCAACACAACCAACAUAACCAACACAUCAGCACGGGGAACAUGUACAUAGACUCGAGACAGAGCAUUUCCUCUCUGAUGGGCCCACCAGGAUACCCUCACAUGCCUCCCAUGAGCAACACGGCUCCCACCAUGACAGGUGACUCCUCCAUCGCUCUCUUAACAGGUCAUCUCAGCCAGCUGAGCCAGCAGCAGCAACAACACAGGCUGCCUCUGGGACACUUCCAGGUGAGACGCAUGCUCGCUGCAGACGACAUCCAGGACGACUUUGACUGGGACUCCAUUGUCUAAACUGAGCCGUUGGUGGAACAGAGGGAUGAAGAGAGAGACUGGAGAUGAGAGAGAGACAUGUGAUGACAGAUGAGGUAUGGAACUAGCUGACCUCCUUUCACCUGUG